Molecule: messenger RNA, 3453 nt
Organism: Pungitius pungitius (ninespine stickleback)
Lineage: Eukaryota; Metazoa; Chordata; Actinopteri; Perciformes; Gasterosteidae
Gene: mta3
Product: metastasis associated 1 family, member 3
Exons: 19
Coding region: 215-2257 (680 amino acids)
Biological process (GO): negative regulation of transcription by RNA polymerase II
Cellular component (GO): NuRD complex; nucleoplasm
Molecular function (GO): transcription corepressor activity; chromatin binding; sequence-specific DNA binding
Source: RefSeq, a predicted model, not a curated record
CACUGUAUUGAAAAGGGGACUGUGAAUCCUAGAGGAGGAGGAGGGGGGUUGAUUUGGCAAAAAAAAAUCUCCCGCUUGGGUACACAUCCGGAGUCUCGACGAUCAUAAUCCAUCGCACCUUUUACCUGUUAAGGGUCUAGACGUUAUUGUUUCUAUUAAUUUAUUGUUCUUUCUUUUAGUUUAUGGUUUACGUUAACACUCCGGGAGGGCAGAAAUGGCGGCCAACAUGUACCGGGUCGGAGAUUAUGUAUUCUUCGAGAACUCCUCCAGUAACCCUUACCUGAUCCGGCGGAUAGAAGAACUUAACAAGACGGCCAGUGGGAAUGUGGAGGCGAAGGUAGUUUGUUUCUACAGAAGGAGAGACAUCUCCCACAGCCUCAUCCAGCUCGCAGACAAACACGCAAAGGAAUUGGAAGAAGAGAAGGAGAGCCCGAUAGAGACAGACCUAACAGACAAACAGAAACACCAGCUCCGGCACAGAGAACUCUUCCUAUCCCGGCAGUAUGAGAGUCUGCCUGCGACACACAUCAGGGGGAAGUGCAGUGUCGCAUUAUUAAAUGAGACUGAAGCUGUUCUUUCAUACCUUGAUAAAGAGGAUACGUUCUUCUACUCGCUGGUGUACGACCCCACACAGAAGACCCUACUGGCCGACAAAGGAGAAAUCAGAGUGGGGCCGCGCUUUCAGGCAGACGUACCUGAAAUGCUGCUAGAGGGGGAGGCAGACGACAGGGACCAGUCCAAGCUGGAAGAGAAGCUGUGGUAUCCAGAGUGUCCGCUCUCCAGCAAACAGAUAGACCAAUUCCUAGUGGUGGCACGGGCGGUCGGGACCUUCGCUCGAGCGUUGGACUGCAGCAGCUCAGUGCGACAGCCAAGCUUACACAUGAGUGCAGCUGCAGCCUCACGAGAUAUCACACUGUUCCAUGCGAUGGACACGCUGCAUCGCCAUAAUUACGACCUCUCCAGUGCGCUGAGUGUACUGGUCCCAGCCGGCGGCCCGGUGCUCUGCCGGGACGAGAUGGAGGAGUGGAGUGCCUCGGAAGCCGCUAUGUUCGAAGAGGCACUAGAGAAAUACGGAAAGGACUUCAACGACAUCCGACAAGACUUUCUGCCUUGGAAGUCUCUGACUAGUAUCAUAGAGUACUACUACAUGUGGAAGACCACAGACAGAUAUGUGCAACAGAAAAGGCUUAAGGCAGCAGAGGCAGAGAGCAAACUGAAGCAGGUUUAUAUACCCACAUAUAACAAGCCCAACCCCAACCAGAUCUCCAUGACCAAUGGCAAGAUGGCAACAGUGAAUGGCGCGGGCCCUGGGGCCUACCAUGCCUCAGGCGGGGGCCGAGCCUGCGAGAGCUGUUAUUCCAUGCAGUCGGCCCAGUGGUACUCAUGGGGUCCUCCCAACAUGCAGUGCCGCCUCUGCGUUUCCUGCUGGAUGUACUGGAAGAAGUACGGAGGCCUGAAGAUGCCAAGUAGAGCAGAGGCCCCAGAGGAGAGGACCUCACCCAGUCCAGCAACCAAUGAGCAUCGCUCACGGGGUCACGCUCCCCGCCAGUCCAACCACAUGGUGCCAAUGCGAAACAGCGGCAGCCCGAAGUCCUCCAUGAAGACCAAACAGGCUUUCCUGCUGCAGGCGACGCGCCUUACCAAGCUGGCCCGGCACAUGUGCCGUGACAUCAUCAGGCUGCGCCGCGCUGCGCGCCGGCCCUUUGUGCCCAUUAACUGUGGGUCCAUAAAGGCAGAGUACAUGUCAAAGGUGUCGGAAGGGCAGGGGACUCGCCUGCCCAAAACCAGAGCCGCCCAAAGGAGCACUCUGACCAGUGUUGUACAGUUUCUAGAGUCCCGUCCAGCAGCCCACGCCCCUCGCUCCCACCGCACCCAUGGCCUGCAGACGCCUCCUCCACGACGCCUCCUCUCCUCCCUGCCACACGGGCCCCACGGCAUGCUGGGAAAACGCAGCUACCAUCACCACAGCAGGGCUGAGCCAGACAGACGCGCAGAUAACACUGGUACAACAGGUGGACCCCUCGUGCAUAACGGCCGCAGCAGCAGCAGUGGAAACCCCCGAGGUGGCGUCAUGAUCCGCAAGAGACGCCCAAACUGGAUUGAUGCCCCUGAUGACAGCUUCUUCCUCGUCACCCGGGAGACCAGCUGGGAUCUGGAGGGAACGGAUGUGUUUCCCUGUUCACAACACAAGAAAAGCAUCCAUGGUGCUGCUGAGAAAGCAGCGAACGAGGAAGCAAAGACUAAGGCUGUGCAUUGAGUCUGAAUGUGAGCGCCUGAAGCAAGCCAUGAAUCACCUAUGUGUUGUGGUUAUGUAUUUUCGUAUUUGUCUGCCAAUGAAUUCCAUUAGUGUGCGUGUGGCCUUGUGGCCUUGUAGUUUAGUGUCGGUCGCUGCAUGCUGUUACAUAAGCCUUGAGGUAGCAGCUUAAAGUCAACUGCAGUCUGGAAAUUACCAGCAAGCUCCUUUAUAUUAAUCUAAAAAUCCUACAAAGAAGUACCUCUCUCUUCCGCCCGUGACAGAGAUGUGUAUCCUUCAUCACUGCUCAAUAAAUAAAAUGAGAAAAAAGUGUUUGUUUCUAGUUACUUUAUCAGCAACUUGAGAGCUAAAUUUGGUGCCUUCACACUGUUUGUUUUAACCAACUGAAAGUUUGCAUUAUUAUGUCUUUAUAAGUUUCUCCUUUUACGUCUUGAAUGCAUCAGAUACUGCCUCCGAAGUGAAGGUGUUUCUUGUUAGAUGUGCAGUCACUGAGAGACGAAACACUGCUAAAGCAGUGCAAGCAGGACAGAAAUUGUAAAACCAGCUGCAUGCAUCACUGUCACCAAUAGCAUACCUGACAAAUGAUGCAUUUAGUGCAACUGACAGCCCAAAGACCCUCCCAUCAAUGUUUUUAUGCGUAGGCAGUCUUUUUCUCUGCAGGCUGCAAACCUGUCAUCAAAUGUGUUGUCAACUCCAUAUGAAUAAUGUAUUCAGACAAAUAAUACAUGAAGCUUUGGUUGUGGGACUUUAGAAAGCAUACUACGGAGAUGUAAUCAUGAGCUAUCAGCUACUGUAUUUCAUAAAGAAUGAAACUUUUCUUCGACAAGAUGAAGUGUAUCUCCACAGACCAAACAAUCAAAUCCGAUCCAAUUUCCCCAAAUGCCAAAUUAUUACCAUUUUUCAAUGUGUUAAGUCUACUAAAAUUUCUGUUAGGACUAGCUACUAACCAAGGUCCAAUAAAGAACUGUCAAUUUGGUGUUUUUUUUUACUGACAUUCGCUCGGCAUUCGUGUGUCUUCUUCUGCACUUAUGUCCCGUCUCGUCUCCACGCCUCCAGGAGGGCCAGGCGGCUGCUGUCCCGCUCCCAGCUGAGGCACGCUUGUCGGCAGCCGUGCGAGCAGAUCGCCCUGCGCAGGGUCACCCAGGCCCCACCGCAAGGGCUCGUCCUGGCCCCUCCACACCCUCACCCGAGCCUGAGGA